Tripterygium wilfordii is the source of this 2138-nucleotide messenger RNA. Its product is annotated as laccase-4-like. The record is from RefSeq and is a predicted model, not a curated record. Gene Ontology annotation, cellular component: apoplast. The coding region runs from base 103 to 1875 and encodes 590 amino acids. NCBI's taxonomy places the organism in Eukaryota, Viridiplantae, Streptophyta, Magnoliopsida, Celastrales, Celastraceae. Gene Ontology annotation, molecular function: copper ion binding; hydroquinone:oxygen oxidoreductase activity. Gene Ontology annotation, biological process: lignin catabolic process. The transcript is spliced from 5 exons.
CAUUAGAUUGUAACAAGGCCUCAUCAAGCAAAACAACAAAAGCUAGUCAAGCCAAAUAUCAAAGGCAGAGUCACUGGGAUUUAAACAACUGGAUCAUAUCAUAUGGAGUUCUCUUAUUGUCUUAGAUUUCUGCUUCUCAUUGCCUGCCUCUCUCCGGCUUUGGUCGAAUGCAGGGUCCGGCGCUAUACGUUCAAUGUGGUGAUGAAAAAUACUACCAGACUAUGUUCAAGUAAGCCUAUUGUCACUGUCAAUGGGAAGUUCCCAGGACCAACUCUUUAUGCCAGGGAAGAUGACACAGUGCUUGUUAGGGUCAUCAACAAAGUCAAAUAUAAUGUAUCUAUUCACUGGCAUGGAAUCCGGCAACUCCAAACGGGUUGGGCUGAUGGUCCUGCAUACAUUACCCAGUGCCCAAUCCAGCCUGGGCAAAACUAUGUGUACAAUUUCAACAUUACAGGUCAGAGAGGCACACUCCUCUGGCAUGCACACAUUCUCUGGUUGAGGGCCACAGUCCAUGGUGCCAUUGUUAUCUUGCCUAAGCGUGGUGUCCCAUAUCCAUUCCCAACUCCCCAUAAAGAAGUUGUGGUCAUAUUAGGUGACUAUGAAUCUUUCUUUAAGAACAAAUUUUCUGUAAAUUGUGGUCAUUACGACGCAGAAAUUGGAAUUGAAAUCUUACAAUUUUCAAUUGCAGCUGAAUGGUGGAAAUCGGACACAGAAGCUGUGAUUAACCAAGCUCUCAAAUCUGGAUUGGCACCAAAUGUAUCUGAUGCUCACACUAUCAAUGGCCAUCCUGGAACCUUCUCAACUUGUCCUUCACAAGGUGGGUUCACAUUGCCAGUCCAAAGUGGGCAGACAUACAUGCUAAGGAUUAUCAAUGCUGCACUCAAUGAAGAGCUCUUCUUUAAGAUUGCCGGGCACAAGCUCACCAUUGUAGAAGUUGAUGCCACAUAUGUCAAACCAUUCAAAACAGACACAAUCCUAAUUGCUCCAGGCCAAACCACUAAUGCCCUCAUCACUACAGACCAAAAUACUGGCAAGUACUUGGUCGCAGCAGCCCCCUUCAUGGACUCACCUAUUGCUGUUGAUAACGUGACCGCCACCGCCACCUUGCACUAUUCCGGCACACUUUCUAAUGCUGCCACAACCCUCACCACCCCACCACCACGAAAUGCCACAGCAGUCGCGAACAAGUUUACUAACUCCCUCAAAAGCCUUAAUUCACAAAAAUAUCCUGCCAAAGUCCCAUUGAAGAUUGAUCACAGUCUGUUUUUCACAGUUGGCCUAGGAGUUAAUCCUUGCCCAACUUGCAAAGCUGGUAAUGGAAGUAGAGUGGUUGCUAGUAUUAACAAUGUCACGUUUGUUAUGCCAACCACGGCUCUACUACAAGCACAUUUUUUCAACAUCGGUGGUGUGUUCACCACUGAUUUUCCUAAAAACCCACCACAUACAUUCAACUACACGGGAACUCCACCAGCAAAUUUACAGACCACAAAUGGAACAAAGGUUUAUAAGCUGAAAUACAAUUCUACAGUUCAACUUGUUAUGCAAGAUACAGGAAUCAUAUCCACUGAGAACCAUCCAGUCCAUUUACAUGGCUUCAACUUCUUCGCUGUUGGUAGAGGAGUCGGAAAUUACAUUCCAAAUACAGACCCUAACAAUUUCAAUCUUGUUGAUCCUGUGGAAAGGAACACAAUCGGAGUACCCUCUGGUGGAUGGGUUGGUAUUCGAUUCCGAGCAGAUAAUCCAGGAGUUUGGUUCAUGCAUUGCCAUCUAGAAGUGCACACAACAUGGGGACUAAAGAUGGCGUUUCUGGUUGAGGACGGCAAAGGCCCUAACCAAUCACUUCUGCCACCUCCUAGUGAUCUGCCAAAAUGUUGAAAUAAAGCCACAAACAAGAAGAGAAAGAUCAACAAGAAGAAGCAGAGAGUUCGUUAAACAAAAAAUAAGUUCGAAGAUUCAAUUGUUUUCUUGAGCAAAAGGAAGACUUUUCUCAAGCAAGUUUUAAUAAAAUUGUUUGAGCAGUUUUAUAACAUUAUACAUUGUAUGCUUUUUUUCCCUUCCUAUGAAUUGAUUCAUGUCCUAAAGAUAGAAUGUAUAAGCUUUUGAUGUUGUAUUUAAGUUUCCGAAAGGGCUUUACCUUC